GUCUCGGUCAGUUUGUUGGUACUCGAACUAUAGGAAGGAGCUCGUCUCUAUUUGUCUUGAACUUAAAGCUCUAAUUAGGGUUGAAUGAGCCUCUAGACGUCUCCUGUAAUUUAUAAUAAUACUUACAAAUAUUCAGACUUUAAACUUAGUGAAACAAAAUGGAAUUCUGUUCGAAAACUGAGACAUUUUACAUGACUGAAAUCUACUACUUUUACAAAACUAAAGACACAUAAACAGCUGUAAAAAUGUCAACGGGAAAAAGGAUCGCCAAGCGAUCAAUCCUGGGAACUCGUGUUGUUGCUCCUGGAAUCGACGGUCGAUUCUAUCCGGCCAUUAUACAAUCGGCAAAAACUUACGGUGAUAGUUACGUCAGUGAAAACAGAUACUUGGUCAGAUUUGAUAAUAGUAGAAAAGUGAGUGAGUUCGGAGAAAGUGAACUGAUAGGACCUGGAUUCUCCGGAGUAUCAGCGGUUGGAACUCUGUUGUCUGGUCAGAGGGUGUAUCUAACCCACGGAGGGAGGGAGGUCGAGGGAACAGUCUGCCAACAUGAUGUUAAGGCUGAUAUUGUGACAGUAAACAUGUCGAUUGGAGAACCACUGACUGUAAGAACGGAUGAAAUUCGUCUGCUGGAAAGUCGAAAAUCAAAUCGUCUAAUGGUUCGUCAAACUUCCGUCCAGGAUUUUUCAAAACUUGCGGAUUACAAUUUCGUCCAUGACAGACGAAGGGGGACUGAACGUCGCAGACUGAACAGUGAAAUUUCUUCAAAUUCCGACAGCUCAGAAGUUUUUGGGUCCAGAAAGAGGAGAGGAAGUGAAACUGUAUCCGAAGAAGGUUCAAGUAGUGAGGAAUAUUAUCGUCUCAGAAGAUUAGAGGUUGAGGUUGGAGGUUUAGGUGCUCCGGGAGGUUCUCGAGCUCAUGAAGUUUCCAGGGACUCCAGGACGGAGUUCCUGGCUGUAAAGAAGACUGAACAGGAACGAUCAUCUUCUCCGGUUAUGUCCGAAUGCACAGCCGCACUGGUACUGAUGGAUCUGUAUGGUUCUCCUGUAUCUCGGAGUUCUCAUCUCUCAGGAUAUUCAGAUGGUUCUUCCGGUCAGAUGUCCCCUUCGUCCAGUGGAGUCUCAUCUCUGGGUAGCUCCUGGAACUCACCUACUCUCACCCCUCCCUUCCCCCUUCCCUCCGAUAGCCCUGUAUCCGCCCUCCUAGAGCUCUCCGGAGACUACGCUGUAGAGAAGAGUGACUCCGACGAGGGGAUCGCCAGCGAUCAUUCCUUUGAGUGUCAUGAAAACAAAAAAAUUAAAAAGACUGAAAGUGUUCGGGUUAUCUUCCAGUGUACCUGGAGAAACUGCAACCAUCAAGAAACCCAGUGCCAAGCCAUAGAAGCUCAUGUUCGUCAAGUUCAUCUUGGUAGAUCUCAGCCGACAGAGGAGGAGGAGGAGGAGCACGAGGAGGAGUUCUACUACACAGAGUUCGAGAUCCCUGACGCGGAGGAUAUCCCCGAGGAUAGUUUGGUUGUAGAGGACGGCGAUAUUUCUCCUCAUACUAGAACCACCAGCUCCAGUCUUUCAGACACCAGCUCCAGCUCCAGAUCCUCCCAGCAGGAGGAGAGAACCAUCAUGAUAGACGGGCACAGAUUCCUCUCCCCCUCUCCUAUCCAAGGCCCCACCAUCCUGCCCAUCCUAGCCGACCACUGUGACAUGGCCAGACCUCCACAUGAGAAUCCCGAGUACACAGCCCAGAGAACAGGGUGUGCCCAGCUGCUCUCUUCUUCCACCCCAACCUACGCCACCAUCAUCUCCCCCUCCAGCUCCCUUGGUCUACCCAUAGCCAUCCCUAUCACAACCUUUACUAUAUCUGGUGGCGGGGUUCCAGGCAAAUAUAUCAGAUUAUCUCCUAAACCUUGUCCCUCAACCUCUCCUAAAUCCCCGGUUAGAAGGCCCAGAGGAGACGCUAAAAAGUGCAGGAAAGUGUACGGCAUGGAGCAACGUGAUCUAUGGUGUACCCAGUGUAAGUGGAAGAAAGCUUGCACAAGGUUUGGAGAAGCAGAGACCAUGAAUCUGAACAGCUACGAAGCUCAAACUAAUUAGAUGAUAGUUUAAUCUAUCAUCUAGUUAGAUCUAGCUAAAUAACAGUUAUCUCAAGUUGGCAGAUGUUCUUAUUCUCGGCUAACUAAUUGUGAUCUUAGGAUUGGAUGAGUAAAUUCUAUGUUUUAAACCAGCAACAAGAUCUUCGUCAAUAGGACCCGGAUAUUCAGGUUCCCACUAGAUCACUAGGACCUGGAUACCCAUCAGUCCAGUAGUUUACUGGAACCUGGAUACACAGAAGUUCAGUAGUUUACUAGAACCUGGAUACCCAUCAGUAUAGUAGUUUACUAGAACCUGGAUACACAGAAGUUUAGUGGUUUACUAGAACCUGGAUACACAGAAGUUCAGUAGUUUACUAGAACCAGGAUACUCAGCAGUAUAGUAGUUCCCUAAAACCCUGAUACCCAGCAGUCUAGUAGUUCCUAGAACCCUGAUACCCAGCAGUUCAGUAGUUUACGAGGACAUGGAUACUCAACAGUCUAGUAGUUUACUAGAACAUGGAUACCCAGCAGUUCAGUAGUUUACGAGGACAUGGAUGCAGUCCAAUAGUUAACUAGAACCUGGUUACCCAGCAAUUCAGUAGUUUACGAGGGCAUGGAUACCCAGCAGUCCAGUAGUUUACUAGAACAUGGAUACCCAGCAGUUCAGUAGUUUACGAGGACAUGGAUACUCAACAGUCCAGUAGUUUACUAGAACCUGGAUACCCAGCAAUUCAGUAGUUUACGAGGGCAUGGAUACCCAGCAGUCCAGUAGUUGACUAGAACAAUGAUACCCUGCAGUCCUAUAACUAACAUUAAGUCAACAACCUUAAUCAAAGACGAAGAUCUCACUCUUCUCUAAUAUUCUAGCUAGAGCUGUAAACCCUUGAGUACUUAACAUUUACCCCAGGAGCAGUUAACAAGCUAGUAAAACGUACGAUGUAAAUAAGAUUCAAGCAAGUGAACGCGGGUUCGCUUAUCAUGGAUGCAGAAAUUUCUCAGCUCACAGGGUGAGAUUUACAAAAUGAUGCAGACCGGUGACAUCAGAAUAUAAAGAAGAAAAAAUAUAUUUUCUCCUUUAAAUUCCAGAACUCAGAACUUCUAUAUACUGUGAAUACUAUUAAGAUCUGACACAGAACUAGUUAAAGUUUCACAAAAUACCAGUUCAUCAAUUUAUCGAAUUUAAUAUGUUUGACAACAGACAUGUCCUGUUUAUGUUAAGUUUUAAUAUUUUAUUUUUCAAGUUUCAAAAUUUGUUGCGCGUUUUAUUCGGAUUUCAAUUUCUAGAUGUUUUAACCUAAAUUUAUACCUUUCUGCUGUGUAAUGUCGUUUAUUGGGGGGAUAUUUAUUGGCUUCAAUUUGUGAACAAUUCAGGGAUAUUUCUUUAAAUCCCUCAUCCCCUUGAUUUUUGGUAAAUCCAGUAAAAAAAA
This is a messenger RNA of Eurytemora carolleeae, 3489 nucleotides long. RefSeq names its product zinc finger protein 704 (gene Glut4EF). Lineage: Eukaryota; Metazoa; Arthropoda; Copepoda; Calanoida; Temoridae. Gene Ontology annotation, cellular component: nucleus. Gene Ontology annotation, molecular function: RNA polymerase II cis-regulatory region sequence-specific DNA binding; DNA-binding transcription factor activity. The record is from RefSeq and is a predicted model, not a curated record. The transcript is spliced from 8 exons. Gene Ontology annotation, biological process: regulation of transcription by RNA polymerase II. The coding region runs from base 246 to 2084 and encodes 612 amino acids.